AGGAGGGGGGUGUAGGUAACGACAAAAGAAGGUAUUUUAUCGCAACGACAAGAAGGGUCGGUCGAAUGUUACACCUGGUACCUUCAUGAGUCUACAUCUCCCUCAAAUAUAGACACACAGCUGUCUCUUGUUUCGAGUCUCCCCUUCCGAAGAUGCAUCAGAAGGAAAUCCUUUUGAUUCCACCCUCCAACCUUAGUUUUGUAGCGUAUUCGUUGAAAGAAUAGGAGCGGACCCUUCGUGAACGAUAAUUUCACCUUUAAACGCGUGUCCUCCUUUAAAAUGCGAGGCACCACCACCCGGUGCAUACGAUCCAAAGUUUGAUCAAAAAAUCAAAGGACUUGUUAUCGAGAAAACAGAAAGAUUUCAGGAUAAUAAAAGUGUAACGAGUAAUGGGACCGAAUCGAGCUUAACCGUUUCGAGCAAGAGCACCGGAAAUCUACAAUCGGAAAGAUUCGUAACCCCACAAUGUACCAGAAGGCGAGUUAUUGUCAAACCAAUAAAUCCAAAUUACACGAAGGAAAAAUUGAAAUCCAUGAACCAGACUAAGAAUAAAAGUAUUACCAAGACACAUUAUAAUUAUACUCAUCAGCUGCUGGAAUUACAAGUUGAGUGUACAAAUAAAGAUAGAACUAUACAGGAACAUGAGAAACAUAUAGAAGAAAUGAAGGAAGAAAUGUGCAAGCUUGAAGUGCAAAUAGAGGAUUUACAUAAAAAACAAGUUGAAGUUGAAGAACAACAUAGGAAAGAUAUAGAAACGAUGGCUAAAUUACAACAGGAAGUUUUAGAUAAUCACGAUGAAAGGCAUCAAGUUGAAGCAGAAGAACUCCGUUCUAAAUUGUUGGAUAUGUCGAGAGAAAAAGAACAAGAAAUUUCUGCUAGAAGAAUACUGGAAAAUGAAUUAAGAAAACGAGUGGCCGAGUUGUUAGAAAAAAUUUCUCUUUUAGAGUCGGAGUUGGCUAGAAAAACAGAAAAAAAUCAAAUUGCGAUACAAACCUUAGAGACAAGAAAUAAAGAGUUAUUGUCCAAAUUAAAAGCACUGGAGGAAGAACGCGACGUCCAAGUCGAAUUAUUAGAAAAAGAAAAAUCGCAGCUUGUGUCGGAUGUAAAUGAUUUAACGGACAAUAAAUGUGAACUCGAAGGUAAAUUAGAAAAAAGACAGGAGGUGAUUUUAGAGCUUCAAGCGCAAUUGUCUACUCUUCAAUGUGAGUUAGACGAAUUGAAAGGGGAAUACGACAAACUUUUGGAGGAUUCCAUGAAACAAACGAGCGAUCUUGUGAAAAAUUAUGAUGAAGAAAAAGAGACGUUGAAAGAUACCUUUGUAAGAGAAAAAGAAGAGCUUGAAUCGCAAUAUGAUCAAACGAAAAUGACAGUAAUUAUAUUGCAAACCAAUCUAGAAGAUAUGGCCGAAACUAAUUCAUUUCUUCAGAAAGAAUUACAAGACGUGCAAAUGCUUUACAAAGAUUUAAGUCAACGAUUGAGGCAAGCCCACGACGAAUUAGAAAUUGCAGAACGGAAACACGAGCUUGUCUUAAAGGAACAUAAAAAUGAGAUAGAGGUUUUAAAAAAGCAACAUAGCAAAGAAAACUCGGAAUUAAAGCAGCUAUUGGAAGAGGCAAAGGAAGAUUAUUUAAACGAAAUAGAAAAUUUGUCCAUAGCAAGAGAUAAAGAAAUAGCUGAUUUACAAAAGGCAACGAGUCAAACAAUCGAGGAAGAAACCAAACGAAUAAAGGAGCAUACGAACAAAAUCGUUGAAAAUGCCGAAGCUGUUACUAGAGAAACUUUAGCGGCUUGUCGUGCGGAAAGCGAAGAAAGAGUAAAGAGAGCAAUCGCCGAAUGUGACGCGAAAGUAAGCGGACCACAUAUAAACACAAUGAUCAGAGAAGCUACUGCUGCGAUUGAAGAAGAAAUGCGUUUUAAUGUCGAAAAAUAUAAAGCAUGUUUGACAAGAGUAGAGACCGAACGUGCUGCAUUAGACGAUAAAUUAGCUCAAAGAGAUGCUGAAAUUACGAAACUUUCCUCGAUACUCGAGGAAUUGAAAUUGACCGCGGAAACUCAGGAGAGUUUUAGUCAAAGUUUGCAAGUCGAAUUGGACAGAGCGGAAACAGAAUUGGCGGAAAAGAAAGCAGAGCUUAGAGCAUUGAAAGAUCAAAUACGUGCGGAGGCUGCAGAAAUGGUUGCUAGAAGAAAAAGAUUUGAAAUAGUUAUGGCUGAAAAUCAAGCAUCGGUUGCUGCACUUUCGAAACGUCUGGCACAGAGUCACGCUGAGGUAGAAAGACUCCAAGAUGAGUUAAGACGCGGAGAGGAUUGUAUACACGAGCAUCGAGAUUUACUCGCUUCUAUGCGUAAUAAUUCUCAAAUGGUACAUGAUCAAGUACACAAUAUUAUGAAACAAUUAGAUGCCGAGAGGCAACUCGUAAGUCAAAUCGAAGCCGGUAGUUUAUCCGAGUUUGAAUCGAUUAAAACUAUUUUCGAAGUUAAAAUUGACGAACUUCAACGGGUAGCAGCGAAAGAAAUUACACGACUUCGAGAAGAAAUGAAAAAGAAGUCAAACGAAAAUACAGAGAUGAAGAAACAACUCGAUGAAAUGGCUGGUUCUCUUUGCGCCGCGCAAGAUAUGUUAUUAAGAUUAGAAGAAAGAAACGAUGCGCAAAUGAUUGAAAUUUCGCGAUUAGAAGUUGAAUGUAGUAAAGUUCACGAACAAUUAAAUAAUCAAGAAAAGAUCUCCGAAGGAAACACUGCAUUGAUAUCUGUACAAUCGGCGCAACAUAAACUCGCCAUCGAGAAAGCGAAUUAUCAGUUAAAAGAACUCUCCACGAAAGUUAUAUUACUCGAGGAAAGAGAUCGAUCUGCCGAGAACAAAUACUUAUUAGCUGAAAAGGAAAAAGCACAAUGGCAUGCUCGUGAAGAGAAGCUUUUAAAAGAAUUAGCCGAGGAAAGAGCACGUCGUGAAACUGCUGAAACCGAAGUCAAGACAUUAACCGAAACUAAUGAUCGACUUCGAAAGGAGUACGAAGACAUUAAUGAAAAAUAUGCCGAAAUAGUUGGCCAUCAGAAUCACAAACAAAGAAUCAAGCACGUUUCACAGCUGAAAGAAAAGAUCUAUCGAUUGGAACAGGAAUUGCAAACUAAAUCCAGGCAACUGGAACACCAACAAAAGGCAGCGGAGAAGUUAAAAACUCAACAGAAACGUCCCCAUACUAAAGGGAAAGAAAACAUAAUAGGAGUUUCGAGAAGUAGUCAUACCACACCUACAUCUUCACCGCAUAAAUCAUUGACGCCUCUUCGAAAUCGAAACGAAUAAUUUGAUUACAAAUUAUGGCCAAAAGACUUUGCCAAAUUAGUUCGUGUAUAAGAACUAUAGGUGUGUAAAAAUAGUUAAGUCACAUGCACGUUCCGGGAUAGGGGGAGGGGAAGAAAAAAAAAGAAGAAGAAGAAAGAAUUCGAUGUUAAUCGUUGAUAUUCGACAUUUGGUGUUUUGUUUUUUUCUUUUGUUUUUUUUUUUUCGUUUCUUUUUUCUUUCGUCGAAACAAAAUUAUUCGUAGUUACAUAUCUCGUUUAAAUCAAUAACGUUCAAAAGGUACCAAGUGUAUUUGGUCAAUCUCUUGUUGAAUUUUUGUCGUUCAAGAUUCGUCAAUAAAUCAGAUUCUCAUAA
Messenger RNA from Vespula pensylvanica (western yellowjacket), 3652 nucleotides. Its product is annotated as hyaluronan mediated motility receptor-like. Lineage: Eukaryota; Metazoa; Arthropoda; Insecta; Hymenoptera; Vespidae. Gene Ontology annotation, molecular function: hyaluronic acid binding. The transcript has 15 exons. Bases 533 to 3301 code for a protein of 922 amino acids. The record is from RefSeq and is a predicted model, not a curated record.